UGAGGCUUGCUGGGCCCAGGACGAUCAUUUCCCUCGACAAACUGACGGCGGCAGUGGUGAUGGAGGUGGAUUAGCUCAUGGCAAAAGGGAGGCGGGCGGCACCGUCAAACCCAGCAGACAGUGGCAACACAAACCAAGCCAGGCUUGCGGGCAGAAGAAUUACGUGACACUGAUUGGGAAUGGUGAGUGAGAGCUCCAGAGCGGGGAAAGAAGAAAAAGCCACAGUCGAGAGUCUCCGGAGCUGUUAAUGCAACAUGAUCCAAGGGGUCUCGCACUAAAUAUACCACUGAGUGGCACCUACCUCGCUCCUGCAUCACCAGGUGUCUCCACAGUUGAAUUAGUAUCACGGUGAGAAUGAAAAACUCCGAAGGGGACACGUCCCCGAAGAAGGGGGCAAGGGAAGCGGCCCCGAGUCCCGGCGUCCCAUCCAAACGCUCCAAAGUCAGCCCGGAGCGAGCGCCCUCCGAGCCCCGAGGACCGGCUCAUCCCAGCCCGACGCCGCCGGUUUUCACGCGCAAAAUGCGUAACGCCGCCGUGGGGACGGGUUGCGACAUCCGGCUGAAGGUGACCGUGUGCGGAGACCCCCAGCCUUCGCUGUACUGGUACCACAACGACGAGCUCCUCAACAUGGAAAACCAGGAAUACGGAGGCCUCUGGAUUCGGGAUUGCAAGCCCAGCGAUGCCGGCCUCUACACCUGCAUUGCCAAUAACCGUCUGGGAGAGGUCCGCAGCAGUGCCGUACUGGCCGUCUUGGAUCUGGGCGAAGAAUCGGACAGCAGUGAGGACGAAGAAGACCAAUUUGAGACCAACGGAAAUCGUGAGGACCAUGCAGUGCACACAGUGAUGGAUAAGGAUGCAGACAAUGAAAGCAGAACACAUGAAGAUUUCACGAAAGCAAGGUGCCAGUCAAAUGAUUCUCAAAGAGGUUCUCCACCAGAGGUUCUCCCACCCCCGUCCCCAAGACUCGUCAAACGUGCCCCCACCUCUCCAAUGCCAAGUCGCUCUGGUUCAACAACACCCCUCAGCUUGCGCAAGAAAGUUGCUGUGCCAGCAGAAUACCAAGACACGGUGCCCGCGGAGUUUGAAGAAAAAGUUAAAACGCCCAAAUCCCAAAACAAUACCCAGGAUUCACGACCACAAACUCCACUGAGCGAGUACUCCCGCAAAGAGUUGACCACUAGACCAUCCCCGAAGCUUACCAGGGCCAGUUCAAAGGUUUUUGAGAAGGUCCGUGAUUUGGAAGAGAGAAGGCGAAGCCUGGAAUUGCCCGAGGGUUCCGUUUCCGGGAGAUCCUGGGCAGGGUUCAAUCGAGCCAGUUCCGUCGACUCGGAUGACGGAGGAAGCCGCUUGGGGAUUUCCAGAGAAAGUUCCAGGGAAGACCUGAGAGAGGCUCUCAAAGAAGAUGCGGCCGAACGGAGAUCAAUGUUCAGACAGAGGGCUGCGUCCCUCGAGGAGAAACCUCGCUAUUCUCAAAAGGUACAGGACAUUGAGAACAAGUUCACUGAGGAGCUACAGCGUAUCAAGAAGCUUGUUGGUAAACCCCAUUUGAAGAAGUCCUUUUCCACAGAGCAGCUUACUUUGAAGGCCAGGCAACGUCAGCCUUUCAGGAAAAUUGAACCUAUACCUCCACAGGUCCUUCAAAGACUCCAAGAAAGGGAACAAGCUCAGUGGGCAAAAGAGCAAAAAGAACCCAAUCCGGGACAGCAACGGCAUUCCCGAAUCCAAAACAGUCCGAGUCCAGGUAACACAAACGGAAAAGACUCCACAGAGUCAAUGCAGUUGUCAGACUUGCCGGGAGUACGCUCACUUCGAGACUUCAGUCGAAUCAGCCCAGUUACUGAGAUAAUUCAAAGGUCAUCGUCACCAGCGAUAUUCCAGCAACAAAUGGAAGACACUCGUUUAGAAACGACUGCACAAAAACUUGAAAAGAGGCCCCCAAGUCCGCUCGUACAAAGGGGGAGCCAAGAAUGUCCGCAUAGUCCUGAACUUCCAACGCAACGCAGUGAGACAUCUGGGAGAACCACACCGGUAGAAGUAACGUUGAGAAAAGUAGAAAGCAGGCCCGAAAGUCCGCUUGUUCAAAAAUGUGCCGUCCCUGCUCAAGAUGUCAGUCAGCAAACACCCACCAAGCCCACUAGGAUGAAGGAAGCUGAUCCACGGGAGGAAAAAACAGAGGUGGCUCUCCGAAAACAAGCCCCAAAUAUAUGCAUCCCUACAAUUGUUGUGGAGGGGGAAGAUGUUGCCAUGGAGACAAAGGAACGGCAACAGGUCAAAGGACGGCAGCACAAGACCAAAGUCAAGCAUCGUCGCCCACGACCAAUGUCUCCUGAAAUGGAUUCCUCCGACGAUUCCUACGUGUCUGCCGAAGAGGACCCGAUGGAAGCGCCCGUGUUUGAGUCUCCUCUUCGAGAUACGAUCGCCAAUUGUGGCUCGGAUGUGCUACUGAAAUGUCACAUUUCCGGCACGCCCGUUCCUGAAGUCACGUGGACAAAAGAUACGAUGGAGGUCACCGGCCUUUGGAAUUACGCCGUCAAGGUUGAAGGAGAACGACACAGCCUACUGAUAAAAUCGGCACAAAUGAGCGACAGUGGAAGCUUCUGCGUCACGGCUGUCAACCAGGAGGGCAAAGUAACCAGCAGCGCUACGCUCACAAUGAAAGCAGAUCCCAUUCAUGAGCCCAAGGGCAUCCUGGGGGUUCCCAUGGACAUCGGCAGCCCCAUCACAUCCGACGAGGAGUACCUCAGCCCCCUGGAGGAAGUCAUGGAUUUCAGUUCGCGACAACCCAGGAGGUCACUUGACACCAAAUUCAAGAAACCUCCAGCGUUUCUGGUAACAAUGACGGAUCAAGUCGUUGUUGAAGGACAGGAAGUCACCAUGUUUGUACGAAUCAGCGGUCAACCACAACCUUUGUUGUAUUGGUUGAGAGACAGAGUCACGGUCAAGAGUGGCCCACGCCAUCUUGUGCGGGAGACGGAGAACGGCACUUUUGAAAUGACCAUCAAGUCCGCCCUGAAGUCAGACUCGGGGAUCUACACCUGCAAGAUCGUCAAUGAGUUUGGAACAAAACAGUGUGAAGGGAAGUUGGACGUCAAAGCACCAGAAAUCGAGCCAAGCUUGGCUGUCAUCCGCCCGGUGAAAGACGUCACAGCGAACGCGGGCGAGACUGUGCUGUUUGAGUGUCACGUCGUCGGGCCGCAAGACACGGACGUGGACUGGCUGGCCGACGGGAAACUCAUCCAGCCGGCGUUGCUCAACUGCAAAAUGCACUUUGAUGGAAGGAAAAGUCGCCUGCUGCUUAACUCGGUGCACGAGGAUGACAGCGGGACAUACACUUGCAAGCUGAGCACAGCCAAAGAGGAAAUGACUUCCUGUGGGAAACUAAGCGUGAUUCCCUCAAUUGAGCCGCUCUUUACUCGCAAUCUGGAUGUUCUGGAAGUCAUCGAGGGCCGCAACGCUCGAUUUGACUGCAAAGUCAGUGGGACCCCGCCCCCUAAGGUCAUCUGGACUCACUUUGCAGAUCACCCGCUCACCGAGAGUGAGGAUGUCCAUAUUCUUCGGGAGAACGGGCGUCACUCCCUCAUCCUCUCUCACGUGACCAAUGACGACGAAGGUUUCUAUACAGUGACGGCCACGAACAGUCACGGAGAGGCCGAAUGUUCUGCCGAACUGUACAUACAAGAGCCACGGCCGGCCAUCUCCUCACAGAUGGCUAAACUGGAGAAGAUGCCAUCCAUACCAGAGGAGCCCGAGGUCCCUGAGAAUGAAGUUGAGCGUUUCACAAUGCCCGACUUCAUCAAGCCCCUCUACGAUCUGGACGUCAUUGAGGGAAAGGAGGCGCUUCUCAAAUGUAAAGUGGCUGGUUUGCCAUAUCCCACCAUUGCCUGGUUCCACAACGGCAAAAGAAUCGAAAGCACCGAGGACCGAAAGAUGACGCAGUUUCGCGAUGUCCACAGUCUGGUCAUCCGCUCAGUGUGUCACACGCAUGCUGGGGUCUACAAGAGCGUCAUCUCCAACAAAAUUGGCAAAGCUACUUGCUACGCUCAUCUCUACGUUACAGAUAUCCUCCCUGAUCCUCCUGACGGGACUCCAGUGAUAGAAUCCAUCACUGGUAAAGUGAUUACCCUUAGCUGGAAGAAGCCAAGGAGACUGGACCCAUCCAUUGAGCCAAGCUCCUUGAUGUACGCCAUCCAGCAACAAGCCCUGGGCUCCAUCCAAUGGACGAUCAUCGCAUCCGGCCUGACGGACACCACUCACACCAUCAGCACACUGUCCAAAGGUGUGCGCUAUUCCUUCAGGGUUUUGAGCAUCACCUCCAAGGCCUUUAGCAAGCCCUCGCCUGCCACAGAGCCGGUGCAACUGCUGGACCGAGGUCCCUAUCUUCAAGAAGCUCCCGUGAUUAUUGAUAAGCCAGACUUUGUAUACGUGAUGGAAAACCAGUCCGUGACCAUCACCAUCACGAUCAAUCACGUCAAUGCCGUCACCAUCUGGAAAAGGAGGGGAGUGGUGUUGAACGACAAGAGGGGCGUGUACGAAAUGACAAUGCCAGAUGACGAUCAGCACACUCUGACGCUGACCAAAGUGAAGAGCGCCGACGUUGGCGAGUUGAUGUUUGUGGCGUCCAACAAGCAUGGGAGUGACAGCUGCACGUUCAGCGUGGAAAUAGCAGCUCCCCCAACAUUUGAAACCAUAAUGGAGGAUAUUGACAUUUGCGCCGGGGAGUCACCUCGCUUUGCUGUGGUUGUGGAGGGCCGGCCCAUCCCCGACAUCCUCUGGUUCAAGAGCGAUAUUUUGCUCUCGGAGGGAAGCCAUUUCACGUUUGUGUACGACGAUAACGAAUGUUCCCUGGUGGUCCUCAACGCUCGCCCCGAGGAUUCAGGAGUGUACACCUGCACCGCGAGGAACUCGGCAGGUUCCGUGUCCUGUAAAGCCGAACUCACCGUUCAUGAAGUUUUGAGCAAAGAGGAGCCGAUGGAAGACGAGGCUACCAUUUUGAGGAAAAUGCGACGACUGACUGACCAUUAUGACAUUCACCAAGAAAUUAGAAGGGGUGCUUUUUCCUAUGUAAAACGCGUGAGCCAGAAAGUGGACAAAACCGAGUACGCCGCCAAGUUCAUCUCCACACGAGCCAAGAAGAAAAGCUCAGCUCUGCGAGAGAUGAGCCUCCUCUCCAAGAUGGACCACGAGCGAAUUGUCUUCCUGCACGAUGCCUUUGAGAAGAAGAACAUCAUCAUCAUCAUCACUGAACUAUGCCACGAGGAGAUUCUGGAUAGAUUCACACGGAAAGCUACACUCAUGGAGUCUGAUGUACGUUCGUGUAUUAGACAGUUGCUGGAUGGAGUGGAUUAUCUUCAUCAUCUUAACAUCAUGCACCUGGAUCUCAAGCCUGACAACAUCCUUGUGGCAGACGCGCACAGUGAUCAGCUCCGAAUCUGUGACUUUGGCAAUGCGCUGGAGAUCACCCCGGACGAGGCUCAAUAUUGCAAAUACGGCACACCCGAAUUUGUUGCGCCCGAAAUUGUUAACCAGACUCCUGUGUACAAGGCAACUGAUAUCUGGUCUGUUGGAGUUAUUGCAUACCUCUGUCUGACAGGAGUUUCUCCAUUUGCUGGUGAAAAUGACCGCAGCUCCGUGCUGAACAUCAGGAACUACAAUGUUGCCUUUGAGGAAAACAUGUUUGCUAAUCUUUCACGAGAAGCCAAAGGUUUCAUCAUUAAACUGCUUGUAGCAGACAAACUGAGACCUGAUACUCAAGAAUGUCUCAGACAUCCCUGGUUCAAGACUCUCAGUAAGGGCUCAGUUCUAAAUACAGAGGCACUGAAGAAGUUUGUAUCUCGCAGAAAAUGGCAGCGCUCGAUAAUCAGCUACAAGUCUAAAAUGGUCAUGAGGUCCAUUCCUGAGCUGCUGAAUGAUUCUUCAAGUCACAUCUCCAUCGCAGUUCCGAGACACCUUAAAGACUCUUCGCCUAUGCCGUCCUCAUCCUCUGAUUCCGAUGAAGACAUUGAUGAACUUCCUUUCAUUCCAAUGCCACUCAACAUGGAGUUCUCUGGAUCAAGGAUGUCACUGAAUGACAUUCCAACCAAUGAUAAAGACACGGGAAAACAAAAUGGAACAUGUAAACAGUCUGUGUCUGCUCCCCAGGAGACAGCAAAACACGAUGCAGUCGAAAGGAACAAAGACAAGCUUGGGUUGACGGAUGAAAGCCGGCAACACGAAAGAACAGCAAAAGAAGAUGAUAUGGGUUCCCCAGGUGAAGAACUACCUGCUGAGCUGCCUGAGAAAACUCUGAAAAGAAAGCCUCUGCAACGAGGGUCCAGCCUGGAAUCAGACAAACCUGAGAGCGUGAGACGAAAAGGAGAGCUCAGACGUGGAGGCUCAGCUGACAGUGCUUUGCUUCUUCGGAUCACGCCAGAGGAAGGCGUUUCAGAAGGAAACCAAGAGGGUGGCAGAAAGCUUCUCAGGAAAGCCGCCUCCAUGGAACUGCCAAAGCGGAGCGCCAGUCCCGGAACUAUCAAGAUGAGUCAAGAAGAUUAUGCUCUGAAACUAGAGCUGAUGAGGCAACGAUUGCUCCGUGGGGGAUCCGUGGACAAAAAGAUGAGUGGACUGCGAGGUCCCCUAUUAGAAACGUUAGGAAUGGGUGAGGAAAAAGGCGCAAUCUCCUCAGAUCGUUACUCCCGCAACACCCGCCUUGGACCCGCUUCACUGACGAGAGCGGCAUCGAGUGACUCGCCCAGGGACGACAUUGCCAAAGCCAAGGUAUUGAGCAAAAGCGCUUCCUUCAGUCAAGGAGAUUCCGAACCAAUCGCCUUACACAGAAGGUCGGGAGCUCCCCUCGAGAUUCCUUUGGCACAGGUGGAAGAGCGACGACUGAAGGAAGCUAUAUCCAUGUCAGCUCUCACCGAGCAAACCAAGCUAGACUCCCGCCCAGUGACUCCUCGAGAGCUUUCACCAAAAUCGUCCACGCCGGAGCAUGUCCCGCAGGACAGUCCCAUUAAAACCGAAAGCGAGGAAUCAUUAAAGGAGCAAGAGAAUGCAUCUGAGGAAACUCUCAGCGGAAAGACAGACACGGUGGUUACAGACCGUAAUUUUGAUGAGAGGUCAAGCACAAGCAGCUUCUCAGAGAAGGAAGUGCUGGUUGAGGCAGACGUCGUGAACCACAUUGCAACCUCACCAAGUGUCACGGUGCAAAUACCUGAAAUACAAGCAAAUGUGGAGAAAGAGCUAGAAACAAAAGAGCAGAAAGAAAAGGAACAGACAAUGAAUGGUGAGGAAAGAACGGAAGCUGUCGAUGAAGAAAAUGAAUCUGAAGAAAGGUUACAAGAGAAUGAAAUAACUUGUGAUGAAUCAUCAGAGAUCAUGACCUCAAGCUCACUGACCACAAGACUAACACAAGUGGAACAGAAGAAUACGCUGACCGCUCAUGCACCGCCUUAUCCAGCACCCUCACCCCCUGCACAGGCGGUUCUUCCCGAUGGAAGGACUUCAGCAUAUGCUAGCAUCAUGCAGACCAUCAUGGUCCCUUGCCUUCAACCUCUUGAAGUCCUCAAUGCCCCAUCAGCUCCUGCGUCAACGGAUCGCUUUGAAACGGCAUCAUUGCCGACCAAACCACACGUUGUGUCAACGACCGAGCAUCCGGCCGUCUACUCUCGAGUGGCCUCGCCCGAAACCAUAGCAAAAGAGCCUAGUCCGCCAAAGACCACCGCACAUUCCUCUCCUCCCUUUGCAGGAGUGGACCUAGAAGACAUUUCCUCUGAAGAAGUUUUUGAGGCCCGCUUCAAAAAACGUGACUCUUCCUUGACAAGGACUUUGAAAUUUUUGUCUCGGUCAAAGAAUGAGGACAAAUCACAUGUAAAGUCUUCAACAGAGACAGGUGAGGUGAUAUACAGGCCCGGUCCACAGGGUGCCCCACUGGAAUUGGCACAGAGGAAGCUUGAGGAAAAGUCCAAAUCGGUCCAGGAUCUUCGUGAAGCUCAGAAGGACCAAGGUUUUAUGAGGAGGCUUUCACUGCGCCUGAAAAGAACUCCUUCAACCGAACGCAAAGAGGAAGUGACCAAGGAAGAAGAUUCGGUGCCGUCAAGACGUAGGUUGUCUUGGACACUUGGAAGAAGAGGAUCACAAGAUAAGAAGGAAGUGGAGAUGAUGCGCAUGGAUGAUGGACCUGAUAAAAAAGAGGAAAAGGAGGCUAAAAAGUCCACUGACUCUCCAGUCUUGACGAUGCGGAGGAAGAUUGAAUCCACAGUUGCCGGUAUCUCAACCAGAAUCCGCAGCUACUCUGAAGAAAGAAAAGGGAUGGAAGAGAAGGAGCCAAAGAAGACGCCAAUUCUUUCCAUGCUUCGUCGCGCAACAUCAGAAAACCGUGGCGUAAAGGUUCCCACUGUUCCCCAGAACCAGUUGGUGUCUCAGGCCAGUAAUGGGGCCUCAUCUGAGUCACUGGACUCAAUGUCCAGCUUCAAGUCAGACGCCUCAAAGGGUGUCGAAGGAGAGCGAAGAUCUCGUUGGGAUCGAUGGGGUCUGACCCGAGGGAGACGAUCCAAGGCCGUAUCACAACCAGAUAUACCCACGGCCAUCUCCAGAGAAACCGGUUCCCAGCCAUCGCGCCAGUACUCCAGGCUGGUGGCCGAUUUUCCUCCAGUGUUCCACAUUAAACUAAGAGACCAUGUCCUGCUUGAGGGAGAUCCAGUGACACUCAGUUGCCUGCCUGCAGGAAGCCCUCAUCCCCACAUCACCUGGAUGAAAGAUAAGAAACCCCUGGAGAUAGACUCAAGGAUGAACAUGAUAGCGUGCCCCGAUGGCAGGCAGCUUCUGAUGAUCAUGCAGACCACCAAAAAGGAUGCGGGGGUUUACGAAUGUGUUGCCACAAGCCCCCUGGCUUCUGCUUCCAGUUCUUGCACAAUCUCCCUUGCACGUCUGCCCAAUCGUCCCGGUACACCCGAGAUCCCUCAGAAGUACAACAACACAGCUUUGGUGCUGUGGAGACCCUCCGACACGACCGCACCCUGCACAUAUUCUUUGGAGAGAAGGACUGAAGGAGAGAGCAACUGGCUGAUGGUGGCCACAGGGAUAGCAGACUGUUACUAUAAUGUAGUUGAUUUACCAGCAGGGGGCGCUUUCAGAUUUAGGGUGGCUUGUGUCAACAAGGCUGGCCAAGGUCCGUACAGCAACCUCUCUGAAGUUGCGCGACUGGCUGCUUCAGAACCAAUUGAGUCCAGUCCACCAGUGGUGGUCAAGACUGGCUCGGCUUCAGGGGCUUCGACCCCUGUGUUGAAGAUGUCAUCCAUGAAAAUCCCACCGAUGAAAUUGGCUCCAAGUAAAACCCCAACGCAGACACCCGUCUCGAUGCAGACACCCGUCUCGAUGCAGACACCCGCCUCGACGCAGACACCCGCCUUGACACCCGGCCAGAUGCAGACACCCUCCCCAACGGCUGCCCCACCUGCCCCUCCAACUUGUCCUGCACCGUCAGAUAAAUCCCCAUCCCUGAAAAGCGUCCAGCCGGCAGCGCAAUUUGAAAUGAAGCAGACGCAAGCCGUGACGGCAGCCCCUUCAGAAGCAGGACCAGCUUUGACCAAUACGACCGUGCAAACUACAGCAGGCAAAGCAAAGUCGGUGCUGAGCAUCAGUGUGGGCAAACCCCAAGCCAAGCCAACAACUCCGCCUGUCAUUCCACCCAAACCCCAGACCCCCGUAAAGGUGACCAUUACCACCAAUGCUCCUAUUCCUGUAACUCCACCCGCCCCCGUCAUUGGGAAACCCAUCUCCUCUGUGCCGACGUACGCGCCGACUGCCAGCGCUCUUGUUACGCCGUCUUCUCAAUCCAGCGUCACGCCGCCAACCACCACGGCUGCAGUCUCUGUUGUUAAAGUCUCCACGCCGGUGGUGGUGUUGCAAAGCUUGACACCCGGGGGGGACAGUCGCGGUACCCCGUCGGGGCGGAUCACCCCGUCGGGAAGGAUUACCCCGUCGGGACGGGCUACACCCUCUGGAAGAAGGACGCCGCUUGGCAAGGCUGGGGAGGGAUAUCUGCGCCAGGGAGUUCCUCAGAAACCCUACACGUUCAUGGAUGAGAAAGCAAGGGGCCGCUUCGGCGUGAUCCGAGAGUGCCGUGAAAAUGCCACGGGAAACCUCUUCAUGGCCAAGAUCGUGCCUUACGAAGCCGACACCAAGCAGGCGGUGCUGCAGGAGUACGACGUCCUCAAAUCGCUUCAUCACGACAGGAUCAUGGCGCUGCACGAGGCUUACGUCACACCGCGCUACCUGGUGCUGAUCUCAGAGUUCUGUAGCGGCAAAGAGAUGCUCCGAAGCCUCGUUGACAGGUUCCGUUACUCGGAGGAAGACGUGGUGAGCUACAUCGUACAGAUCCUUCAGGGGUUGGACUACCUCCACACCAGAAGAAUUCUCCACCUGGACAUUAAGCCCGAGAACGUCAUGGUCACGCAUAUGAACGUGAUCAAGAUCAUUGAUUUUGGCAGCGCUCAUAACUUCAACCCACUUUUCCUCAAGCAGUUUAGCCCACCCGUCGGAACGCUGGAGUGCAUGUCUCCAGAGAUGUUGAAAGGGGACGUGGUGGGCCCCCCAGCAGACAUCUGGAGCGUGGGUGUGCUCACUUUCAUUAUGUUGAGUGGCAGGUCGCCUUUCAUGGAAAAUGAUCCCCAGCAGACGGAGAUGAAAAUUCAUGCUGCAAAGUUUGAUCUCUCCAAACUCUACCAAAACGUGUCCCAAAGUGCCUCACUGUUCCUCAAGAAGAUCCUCUGUAGCUAUCCUUGGGCCCGGCCCUCCAUCAAGGACUGCUUCAAUAACCCUUGGCUUCAGGACGCCUACCUGAUGCGUCUCCGUCGGCAGACUCUCACCUUCACAACCGGCCGUCUCAAGGAAUACCUGACCGAGCAGCAGCACAGGCGAGAGGCGGUGGCGACUCAGCAUAAAGUUCUCCUUCGAUCCUACCAGAGUUCUCCACAAACCCCGACCAGUCCCGUCGUACCGGCUCUGCCGACUUCCCCCUUGCCCCAGUAGUAGUAGUGGGUAGGCUUCUGAACAGAUGUUGACCUUGAGGAACAUCAAGAGGAAUAGCCACAGCGUUGGACGUUGGGCUGCUCGCCAAUGGCAAGAUUUUGGCUCUGAUUUGGCAAAUGGCAUAAAAUGCCCGGCAACACGUCACCGAGAUCCUUUUCUCGGUUGGUUGGUUAGCUAUCUUGGUGUCUCACAGGACGUUACCUCAGUGUUUGGAACUUUGAAGGCAUUUUUGGUGAAAUGCUGAAAUGAUCACAUGCAAAUGACGUGCUGUAAACGUUGCUUCAUUUAACGGUGAUACAGUGAAAGACAAUUCUUUAUCCGUGCAAAACGGGUCAUUUGAAAUAUCGGCACACUUUGUUUGGUUUUCAAAAUGUGCACUGAGCAUAUAUUUGUGGACGUUCCUCAAGGGCGAGUUACUUCGAUGAAGAUUUUGACUCUCAAUUGGAAUGCAAAAAAAUGAGAAUCUCAGGAGAUGUAUUUAUUUUGAAUAAAAAUAGUUACAAUUUGCUCUGGUUAUAUUGCUCCGAGUGGCGGGAGUCGAACAAACACCUUUGUGGCUUCCAUCUCACAGAUACGCUGAUUUCAAAUCGACCUUUCACGUCCGGAAUUCAUGGAAAUGUACAAUGGAGUGCAAAUGUGUUGAAUGUACGUAAAAUGGACAACCAAAAUUUCAAGAUGGUUUUUAACUGACGGUAAAGAACAGCGAGUAAGUGCUUUGCUUCCAGCUUUGGUCUGCAGCCUUCCUGUGUGGGCUUGGGGCUUCGUCACAAACAUUGCAUUUUAAUUGAGUGAAUGUCAGUAGGAAUGAUUGUUUGCCUGCCUGUAUGUCCACUGCCGUGGAGUGACAAGCUGACCAUAGAGCAACCCAGUCAGCUGGGAUAAGCUCCAGCUCAUCUGCUGAGAUCAAAAAUGGCAUCAUCUGCUGAGAUCGAAAAUAGCAUCAUCUGUUGCUCACGGACAAAAGGUGCAUAUUCAGCCAAAAGAAUGCCGUUUUCAGUUCCAAUCUUCAAGCCUCGGCAAUGUAAUGAUUGACGUAUGUACUGUAAAAUCUGACAGCAGGGUAGACGAUCCACAUUUUGUAUGAAAUGCUCUUCUGUAUUUUGUGGACAGUGCGUUGCGGUGCCUCAUGACGGAUGUUAAACUCUGAGUUCCUUAAACCGAUGAAUUGUUUGCUACCAGGACUCUUCUGAAUGUGACUUCUCUCUGUGUGUGGUUCACAGUUGUUUGUUUAUUUAUUGAGUGACUGUUUCGGCUUCUGCUUUGGAUUUUUGUGACUUGUUUUGGCAUGAUAGAAAGAAGGCUAUGCAAUAAAGACAUUUGGAGCAUAUUCAUGAGCUCA
This is a messenger RNA of Syngnathus acus (greater pipefish), 12346 nucleotides long. It is a transcript of the gene spegb, whose product is annotated as striated muscle enriched protein kinase b. The transcript has 42 exons. Lineage: Eukaryota; Metazoa; Chordata; Actinopteri; Syngnathiformes; Syngnathidae. Gene Ontology annotation, molecular function: protein kinase activity; ATP binding; protein binding. Bases 355 to 11007 code for a protein of 3550 amino acids. The record is from RefSeq and is a predicted model, not a curated record. Gene Ontology annotation, biological process: protein phosphorylation.